This is a messenger RNA of Chelonoidis abingdonii (Abingdon island giant tortoise), 5970 nucleotides long. The record is from RefSeq and is a predicted model, not a curated record. NCBI's taxonomy places the organism in Eukaryota, Metazoa, Chordata, Testudines, Testudinidae.
AUGGGGCUGAGAGAUAUAGAAAGAGCAGAAGUAGCAACAGGAAAAGUCAUCAACAGUGGCAAGACUGUGUAUUCACAAUCUUGGACAGUGAGGAUGCUUGUAUUGGAGAAUGGCACUGUGAGUAAAGCAGUUCAACCAGGGGAAACCUACACGUAUCAAUGGAGUGUCAUGGACACCGAUCAGCCCACCGCACAGGAUGCCCAGUGUCUAACGAGAUUAUAUCACAGUGCUGUAGAUGUAACCAGGGAUAUAGCCUCUGGACUGAUUGGCCCACUUCUGAUUUGUAAAAGUGAAACACUGGACAAGAGGGGUGUGCAGGGCAACUUAGGCACAAACAAGCUCAUCAUGAGCCGGGCAAAUGUAAACCAAGAAGGGAAAGUGACGGUGGUCUCAGCAGCCCUGCAUGAGCUUCUGGGCCACCAACUGCAGUCCACUGAGGCAGCACCUGGAACAAUAAAUGGCUACAUGUCUGACAGCACUGAAAUCCUGGAAUUUUCCCAUGACAGAAUUGUGCAGUGGCACGUCUCCAGUAUUGGCACCCAGGAUGAGGUAGUGUCCAUACGCCUUUCUGGUCACACUUUUUUGACUCGAGGGAAGUAUGAAGAUGUACUGAAUCUUUUUCCCAUGAGUGGAGAAUCAGUCACUGUAGAAAUGGACAACGUUGGUACGUGGCUUUUUGCAUCCUGGGGAUCCCCUGAGAUGAGCCAUGGCAUGAGGCUGAGGUUUAGAGAUGCCAAGCAUGAAAAAGAUGUAGAUUAUUCUGAUGAUGAUGACCUAUAUGAAAUCAUAGAUUUCUCCUCUGAGAACACUCUUCAAAAUGUGCCUGUCACCUCACCCCAAACUGGAGGAGAAACAGAAAAAAAACAGCAGUCUUCUGAUGAUUUUGAUUAUCAAGAUAAUCUGGCCUCAAGUUUGGGACUUCGGACAUUUGGGAACAAAUCAAUGGUCCAGGAUGAAAUGCAGAAUCUUACUGCUCUGGCCAUAGAUGAGUACUUUGGCACCAUCACUAAGAGUGCUGAUGUGGCUGCUGGCUCAGAUCCGCCAUUCAUGGAGAACAGUGAUACCUUGGACACUGAUGAGCUCUUGGAAACGCAAAGCACUGCUCCUCUCCCAAUCGAGGCUGGGUGCCUCCAUAAAAACUUCACAGUGGCAGCAGAAGAACAUUCACUUCCAGUCACCACAACAGCAGUAAGUCCUGGCUUGGCAUCUGAAGCUGGAAACCAAAGUGACUAUGAAGCAAAUCAGAGUCAGGUGUCAGGAAACUAUGAGAAAACACUUGCAGAUGUACUGCUGAGGACCAGGGAAGAAGCCCAAACAAAAGAUGCAGCAGAACUGUUACCUGACAGAGGGGACAGCAUGAAGUCCUCCUUUGCAACGCUCUAUUCAGAGGAGCCGCAAGAGGAAAAUUCAGGAGGAGAAUACAAUUUCUCCAGUUCAGAUAUGUUAGGGACUGGCCAACUUCCAAAUGAAUAUGUUGAGGACCAGAACGUGAAGGAGAAAGAGGAGGAGGAGGAAACCAAGAAAGAAAAUGAUCAAUUUCCCAAACAUGCAGAAAACUUAACUUUUGCUGUGAGAUACGGGGCAGAAAACAGUGAGUUAAACAUGUUCAAUCUCUCUGAUUUAGAACUACUCAAAGAUAAACAAGAAAUAAAUUUUACUCUAGAUUAUGCAUCGGAUAUGUUAAUUUCUACUCGCAGUUCAGUGGCGGCAAAGGACAUGUUGGGAAAGCUGUUGCCAAGGAAUAUGAAUUCUUCAUCUAAAAUUAUGAAUGAGAACAGGAAUUUGGCCUCUGGGAAGGAGAGUUAUGGGAUGGAGACAAAUUCAGCUCAGGCUACUGAUGAGUUACAGAAUCGUUCCAGAAAUGCUACAAUGCCUACAAGAGAGAGUGUAUCCCUGAAGAAGAAGCAGCAAGGGAAAUUCAAAGGCUACUCUCAGUUUACAGAGGGUCAUUGGAAAGUAAGCAGCAAGCAUCCAACUCUGAAAGGGGAGAAGAGAAAUGUGAAUGGCACCUUGAGUACAUCUGUGAUUCUCAUCAAGACCCGAAGGGGGAAAAAGGAUAAUCAAAAGUAUAGUAGUCUCUCAUUGACACCCAGAGGUGUGAGACCCCCAAAGAUAACUGGAGAGCUCAACUGCACAUUAUUGUCCAGUGAGGCCAGCCACACAGUGUCCCUUUGUAAGGCUAAAAAUAUAGCAUUGCCCAGCGAGGCCAACCUCCCAGUUUUGCCAAGCAGGGCUAACUACACGCUGAUGCCAAGACAAUUUAAGCCAGUCAUCACAAGGCUUCCCAGUGGGAAUGGGGAUUACAAGGAGUAUGUUCCAGGAGGCUCUGACAGUGAGGAAAUUGCAGAUGACCAAUAUACAAGAGACCCCAGAUUCACCAUUAAUAAUGUCCGUAACCCUGAUGACAUUGCUGGGCAUUAUCUAUACAACAGAGAGAACAUGAAGAGAUACUACAUUGCAGCCGAAGAGGUCUUCUGGGACUAUGCAGGAUUAAAGAAAAGCACAAUGAGGAAUGACAGAACCAGCCAUGAUGGGGGCAACACCAUAUACAGAAAAGUGAUUUUCCGAAGCUAUGUGGAUAGUACCUUUACAACUCGGGAGCCUGAAGGGGAGUAUGAAGAACACCUGGGUAUCCUGGGUCCUAUUAUCAGGGCUGAGGUAGAUGAUGUCAUCCAAGUUCAUUUUAAAAAUCUGGCAUCCAGACCAUACUCCCUCCAUUCCCAUGGGCUUUUCUAUGAGAAAUCCUCUGAGGGAACCAGUUAUGAAGAUGAGUCUCCAGACUGGUUCAAAAAGGAUGAUGCAGUUCAGCCAAAUGACACCUAUACCUACAUAUGGUUUGCAACCAAGCGGUCUGGACCUAUACAACCUGGAGCAGCCUGUAGGUCCUGGGCCUAUUACUCUGGUGUAAACCCGGAGAAAGAUAUUCACUCAGGCUUGAUUGGUCCAAUCUUGAUCUGUCAAAAGGGAACCCUCAGUACAAGUAACAACAGGCCAGUAGAUACCCGAGAGUUUGUCCUGCUUUUUAUGGUCUUUGAUGAAGAGAAAAGCUGGUACUUCAAUAAACAUUCCAAAAGGACUUACAGUGAGAAGACCUCAGAAGUACAAAAAUACCAUAAAUUCCAUGCCAUUAAUGGGAUCAUAUAUCACUUGCAAGGACUGAAGAUGUAUAAAGAUGAACUGGUCCGAUGGCACUUGUUGAAUAUGGGCGGGUCAAAAGAUAUUCACGUGGUUCACUUUCAUGGUCAGACCUUCACAGAAGUCCCUGGGCAUCAGCUUGGUGUCUACCCUCUCCUUCCAGGCUCAUUUCGAACUAUUGAAAUGACACCACCAAAAGCUGGCAUGUGGCUUUUAGACACCGAAGUGGGGGAAUAUCAGCAAGCUGGAAUGCAGGCCUCCUUUAUCGUUGUAGAAAAAGAGUGCAAGUUACCAAUGGGCCUAAUGAAUGGACUUAUACUUGAUUCACAGAUCAGUGCUUCUCGUCACAUAAACUAUUGGGAGCCUAAAUUAGCUAGAUUAAACAACGCUGGAAAAUAUAAUGCUUGGAGCACUGACGUGGAACGAGGUGAAUUUCCAUGGAUCCAGCUGUUUGAAGGUAAUUCAGAUGCCCAUGGGAUAAAAGACAACCAUAUUGAUCCACCUAUCAUUGCUAGGUAUAUUAGGGUUUAUCCAACUGAUUCCUACAACAGGCCUACUCUUCGCAUGGAACUCCUGGGCUGCGAAGUCAAAGGUUGCUCUUUGCCACUGGGAAUGGAAAAUGGGGAGAUCAAGAAUGCUCAGAUUACAGCUUCUUCCUAUAAGAAAUCCUGGUAUAACUCAUGGGAGCCUUCCCUCGCGCGUCUCAAUCAGGAAGGAAGGGUGAAUGCCUGGCAAGCAAAGUCAAACAACAACCAGCAGUGGCUGCAGAUUGAUCUCCUCAAAGCAAAGAAGAUAACUGCUGUCACAACCCAGGGUUGUAAGUCCAUGUCUACGGAGCAGUUUGUGAAAACCUAUGUCACCCUUUACAGUGAUGAAGGCACAGAAUGGAAACCUUAUAUGGCUGACUCCACUUCAGUGGGAAAGGUAUUUGUGGGGAAUGAGAACAGCAGCGGACAGGUCAAGCAUUUCUUAAAUCCACCCAUAUUUUCCAGGUUCAUCCGCAUUGUUCCUAAAACCUGGAAUCGAAGCAUUUGUCUUCGGGUAGAGCUCUUUGGCUGUGAUCCUUCCUAGGUGCUGGACACACAGAGUAUACAUGAACAAAGGAUUCCCAAGUCUGGGAGCCUUACACCUUUCAGCAGUCACUAGGCAGAACUACAUUUUUUUUAAACUCUUGGAGUAGUCAUAUUUAGUCCUUCUGAAGUGCCUUUCCUCCAAGGAUCUUAGUGUUUUGCCAAUGUGAAUUAAAAGAGAGAUUUCAUUUGCAUAUAUUUCAUUCAUAUAAAUGUACAUUAAGGAUACAACUGCACAGCAGCUGGGAUGGUGCGUCCCAGAGCGGGUGGGUAGAUACAUGCUUGCUCCACUUGAGCUUGUGUGCUCGUGCAGCAGCGUGGGCGGCAGCUCAGGCUGGCCAACCGUGUAUGGAUGCAGAGGUCAGGUGGGAUUGUUCUCAGGUGGCUAGCCCGAGCUGCCAUAGCCAUGCUGCUAUUUGUAGCAUGCAGGCUGGAGCAGAGCUAGCACAUGUCUGUUCACCUGCACUGUCCCAGCUGCAGUGCAGACCCACCCUUAAAAAGAGAAAGUAACAAACAUCAAAUCCACAAAGCAUGCAACUUUGACAUGCCCCUUUCCAUGGGAAUCUGUGCACCCAAACACAUUUCCUCCAUUUCUCUACCGCUGUCUUCUUCUCCCACUCACCCACAACAGUCUGUUCUCCUUUUGUCCUGGUCCUGACCUAAUUUUAGAUUAAAUCUCCUGAGGGCAGGGACCUUGGGCUUAAUCCUGAGCCCAGUUUUUCUCUCUUUGUAGCCCUCUCACUGCUGAAAGCUAUCAGAUGUCCCUCCCUAGGCAUUCCCCUUGAAAGGGGAGUCCCCAGUACACACAAAACCACUGUCUACACCACCAUCCAGUAGCCGCUGGUGUUGGGGCUGGAAAAUGGGUGUGAUGCUGCACUUCAGCAAUCCCUGGCUGGCAAGUGGUCCCUUGGAGGGUCAUAGCCAGCCAGUGUAGAGAAGAGAAGCCUCCACUCUGCUCUGAUCUCUUCUGGGGCUGACAUAGAAGUAGCCUCUCGAGAUCAAGGAUCUGCAACCCCUUCUCUGAGAAUCUAGGGCCAUCAUCUUUAUACUUGCUUUUUAAACGUCACGCAUGCCUCUGACUCUAUAUAUCACAAAUAACCAUUAAUUUUCUCAGCACCCCUGGAUGGGGAAUCAACAGGUUUUUUUAAUAGGUGGUAGGAAAGAGGCAUAGCGAGACACAGUGAUUUGCCCAAGAUCAUGGCAGGUCAGUGAUAGAACCAGAAAUAGGAUUCGUGGCUUCCAGUCCUAUGCUCUAACCGCUAGAAGGUAGGCAGUUCUGUUUUGUUAUCCCUACUGGAAGAAACAAGCCUUCUUGGCUGUUGAUGAGAAACAGAACAUAAUGGUAAUAAAAUAAGAUUAGAUAACACUAUGGUAAAGAUACCUACAUCUUAUCUAGGCUACAGUAUUUGCCAACAUUAUCUUUGGUGGAGCUGCUGUGGUGCAGAAAACAUUUAUGGAUUUUCUCAGGAUGGAUGCACUCAGUGAGAAUAUAUUUGCUGUCCUUGAAUAUAUUUUUCAGCAGAGUUUUAGCUAAGCUUUUAGUACUGUCCUAGGCUCCAGUCUUGUCAGCAGAGGACUCCCUCUGCUCACAUGGGUCCUCAUGGCCUGGGGCGGAAUAUCAUCAAGAACCAAGGGCCAUGUUUUGGUCUGUAACCUUGUAAAGUAUUGUCUCAAGCUGUUCCAAGAGAAUUAGAGUUCUUAUAUCAAAAAAUGUAUGCAUUUCCAAGUAAAGAUAUAUAAAAAAAGUGAAAUAAAAUUGAGGUUU